AUGAGGAUAUUACAAAAACUUCUCACCGCUGUUUUCCUCUACUUCUUCAUCUUCACUGCACCAUCCACGGCGCAUAUCGUAUCUCUGAAUCUCCGAUCCAAUAACCGACAAAUAAUCCCUAUCUCGGAUUUCGAAUUUACAAAUGUGGGUUACGUCUCCUUCGUGCUCUCCUCCAUCACAGUCACCUCCACCUCAUCACGGGCUGCUAAUGAAUCACGUAUUGGUUUCUUCCUUCAAUCACAUGAUGAUGAUUUCUACCUUUAUACGCGUGAAGCAAGAAACCAAGACAUCUUCGAAUUCAAACAAAACACUAGUACUUGCCCCUUCGACUUCAAAUCAAACUCAUCAGUCCUCUUUACUUUCCAAAAUCUUUCUCAUGGUCCUCAGUUUUCCUUCAACAAGUCGUUCCCCAUAACAUAUUCCGGUAUCAACUCACUCUUCUUCAUCAACUGUAACAACGAAUCCGUCGUGACAUUGGAGGGUCAGGCAGAGCUUUACAACCUGGAUGAUGGCAAUAGCACUAACAAAAACUUUUUAUUGUUAGGUAAAAUAUGA
This is a messenger RNA of Lactuca virosa, 555 nucleotides long. Lineage: Eukaryota; Viridiplantae; Streptophyta; Magnoliopsida; Asterales; Asteraceae. The record is from the annotation of a GenBank genome assembly.